UUGUCCAUUUCCCCCGUCCCUUAAAUUAUUUCUGCAUCCUUAAGUAGCUUGCUUAUGCUAUCUUCUUUCCCCCUCUCCCUACCAAUUAUUCCCAAGACAUUCCCCUCUUCUUCCUUCCCGGUUCCUACUAGCUCCCACAUCGUCAUUCCAGUCUUAACAUGGUGGGUUAGACUUAAUUAGGGGUCAAGAAGAAGGUGGUGGUGGAGUCCAGGAGGGGCAUGGGGGAGGUGAAGGAGAAGCAGGAGGUGGUGGAGAUUCUUGAAGAUGAUGGUAAGGGAACGGGAACCUGGGACAACGCCGUACCACUGGCGACCCUGGACCUCAACGAGGAUUUCAGUGAGGCUGGGAACAUGUACUACAACGAUGCUGACGACGAUGACAACGGUGGUGGUGGUAGCACAAGUGAGGUUGCAGGAGGAAGGAAUUCCAGCAACAACAGCAGCACAAACAACGAUUCGGACAGCAGAAAGGGCGACAUGGACGGCUGCGAGAAGGUGCCGACGGUGCGGCAGUACAACCGGUCUAAGCACCCCCGGCUCCGGUGGACGCCUGACCUCCACAUGGCGUUCCUCCGCGCUGUCGAGCGGCUGGGCGGCCAAGAGAGAGCAACCCCAAAGCUUGUGCUUCAGAUGAUGAAUGUGAGGGGGCUCAGCAUUGCUCAUGUAAAAAGCCACUUGCAGAUGUACCGAAGCAAAAAGAUAGAACACCAGUCAAGCCACGAGAGGGCAGCCAUAUCAUCAGUAUUUCCCCCCAUGAAUUUCCACAUGAGGAGAGCGGACCAUCGAUUCCACGACAUGUUCUUCCAGCGAGCUGCUGGGUCCUCUUUGUCCUCCAGGUUGAACGAGAACAGCGGGAUCUUGGCGUCGAGAAACGCCGACUUGCCGGAUACUAGGCAGAUUUACGGUCUCCUCCAACGCCGGAAGCCUCCAUCUGCAAUACAUACCUUCGACUCCAACAACUACAGUAGUCUUAGGAAUCAAGAAUGGGCGUUCACCCAGCGCGUGGCUGCGGCAAGGACAGCCGCCGUUAAUGACCAUGUUCCAGCAAAAGGACUCGUGCACGAGAUGACCUUCAGGAAGGACCGCAAGCCGACGCCGGAUAAGUUCAACGCGAGGGACGCCAACGCCGCUAACCGGACGUCGCCGUUGGCAUCAAUGAGCGGCGCCGCUGACCGUAGGCCAGAAGAUGGCGCAAAAGUCGGAAGCAUUAACGGGAUCGGCAGCAGCCCACGGCCCACCUCGAGGACAAUGUCGGCAGCGCGGCUCACCACUACUGGUUUUGAGCUCAGCCCAUCUUUGUGGCCACGUGCCGCCGGCAGCAAUGGCUGCGACCACCCCAGCCGUAACAUUAGCACAACGUCGUCAUCAGAUCUCGUCGGGGCAACGCGUGAAUCAGGAUCCCUACCACUGUUGCAAAAGCAGGAGCAGCGAGAGCCGACGGCUCCUUCCAAAAAUAUUGAGGUUAAGGAAACGCGAUUCGAAACAGAUGCGUGGAGGAAGAAAACAUUGGCGUCGGAGGCGAGUGGAUGGACGCCGGAGUUGCAGCUAAGCCUGAGCCCCAACGUGGAGGCAGACAAUAAUGGCAGGGGCAAGAAGAGGAGCAGCGCUGAGUUGGAGGUGGGCAACCACAACAACAAUCUGCCACUUUCUCUGUCUCUGUCACUCCGGGAUUGCGUUGCCGUUGACGAUGGCGGCUGCGGCGAUGCCAGAAGGUUAGAGGUUGCAACAGAUAGCCGCAGCAAGAAGGCCGCUCUGGGGCUGAGUACUUUGGAUCUCACCAUGUCGAUCAAGGCAUUGGAGUGAGAUCUUUCAAGUACUUGUCCCAAGGCCUUACAAAACUUGCACUCUGCACCAUGAGAUUAAUUAAUAAGAUUGUUAAUCUAAUUUAACCACAUGCUUCCUGACAAAUACACACACACACACACACACACACACACACACACAUAUAUAUAUAUCUUAUGUUGAGUGACUAGCUGUUGCUCUUGCUCUAUAUAUUACAUGCAUGAUCAGUCCAGUUUUUGUCAUGUUCUCAUUGGGAAGAUAAUUUAAUCAUAUAAGAAAUGAAAAUUUUCA
Brachypodium distachyon (stiff brome) is the source of this 2072-nucleotide messenger RNA. RefSeq lists its product as uncharacterized. The record is from RefSeq and is a predicted model, not a curated record. Gene Ontology annotation, molecular function: DNA-binding transcription factor activity; DNA binding. Lineage: Eukaryota; Viridiplantae; Streptophyta; Magnoliopsida; Poales; Poaceae. The coding region runs from base 219 to 1802 and encodes 527 amino acids. The transcript is spliced from 6 exons.